Molecule: messenger RNA, 3499 nt
Organism: Vombatus ursinus (common wombat)
Lineage: Eukaryota; Metazoa; Chordata; Mammalia; Diprotodontia; Vombatidae
Gene: SRSF11
Product: serine and arginine rich splicing factor 11
Exons: 14
Coding region: 213-1688 (491 amino acids)
Biological process (GO): RNA splicing
Cellular component (GO): nucleoplasm
Molecular function (GO): RNA binding
Source: RefSeq, a predicted model, not a curated record
UGGGGCCCGGAGGGAGGGAGGCAGGAAGGAGGAUCCUGGAGAGGCGCCGGGGCUGACUGCGUGUUCUUCAAAGCCAGCGUCCUCCUCAGAGCACCCAUAUAAAGGCACAGCAUUCUUCAAAAAAAAACCUGUACCUGAUAGGAACUGCAUAUUAAUUUCAUUGGAUGAAAACUGUGUAUUAGCAGCAGGAGCGAGCGAGGCCCGAGAGCGCCAUGAGCACGCCCACCGUCGUCCCCAGCGCCGCGGGCCCGGGCCCGGGUCCGAGCGGCGGCGGAGGCCCGGGCGGCGGCAGCGGCGUGCCCGGGGGCGGCAGCGGCGGCGGCACCGAGGUCAUCCAGGUGACGAACGUGUCCCCGAGCGCCAGCUCGGAGCAGAUGCGGACUCUCUUCGGCUUCCUGGGCAAGAUCGACGAGCUGCGCCUCUUCCCGCCCGAUGACUCGCCUUUGCCAGUAUCCUCACGUGUCUGUUUUGUAAAGUUCCAUGAUCCAGACUCAGCAGUUGUGGCACAGCAUCUGACAAACACUGUGUUCGUUGACAGAGCUUUGAUAGUCGUUCCCUAUGCAGAAGGAGUUAUUCCUGAUGAGACUAAGGCUCUGUCUCUGUUGGCACCAGCUAAUGCAGUGGCAGGUCUUCUGCCUGGUGGUGGACUUCUGCCAACCCCCAACCCCCUUACCCAGAUUGGUGCUGUUCCUCUGGCUGCUUUGGGGGCCCCUGCUCUGGACCCUGCCCUUGCUGCUCUAGGGCUUCCUGGAGCGAACUUGAACUCCCAGUCUCUUGCAGCAGAUCAAUUACUGAAGCUAAUGAGCACGGUGGAUCCUAAGUUGAACCAUGUCGCUGCAGGUCUUGUUUCACCAAGUCUAAAAUCAGAUACCUCUAGUAAAGAAAUAGAGGAGGCAAUGAAAAGAGUGAGAGAAGCGCAGUCACUGAUUUCCGCUGCAAUAGAGCCAGAUAAGAAAGAAGAAAAACGGAGGCAUUCGAGAUCAAGGUCACGUUCCAGGAGGAGGAGGACUCCUUCGUCUUCCAGGCAUAGACGAUCGAGAAGCAGGUCCAGAAGGAGAUCACAUUCUAAGUCAAGAAGUAGGCGACGAUCCAAAAGUCCACGGCGGAGAAGAUCUCAUUCUAGAGAGCGGGGCCGAAGGUCCAGGAGCACGUCGAAAACCAGAGACAAAAAGAAAGAAGAAAAAGAAAAGAAGCGUUCUAAAACGCCACCCAAAAGCUACAGCACGGCGCGGCGGUCGCGGAGCACGAGCCGGGAGAGGCGGCGCAGAAGGAGCCGCAGCGGAACCAGGUCGCCCAAAAAGCCCCGCUCUCCGAAGAGAAAACCGUCUCGCUCCCCGUCGCCCAGAAGACACAAAAAAGAAAAGAAAAAGGAUAAGGACAAAGAGAGGCGAGACGAACGGGAGCGAUCGACCAGUAAGAAGAAGAAAAGCAAAGAGAAAGAGAAAGAGCGGGAAAGGAAAUCAGAGAGCGACAAAGACGUCAAACAGGUGACGAGAGAUUACGAUGAAGAAGAACAGGGCUACGACAGUGAGAAGGAGAAGAAGGAGGAGAAGAAGGCCCCCGAGGUGGGCGUGGGCUCCCCCAAGGCCACGGAGCCUUCGGUGGAGAAGGGCAGCGGGGACUCCCUGCGAGAGUCCAAGGUGAACGGGGACGACCACCACGAGGAGGACAUGGACAUGAGUGACUGAGGGGGGGCCGUGCCCCCGCCCGCCCAGCUGUGGACGUGCCUCGGUGUCAUUCCUCACAUGGUCUCUGUCUGCCCUGUUUGUUCCCCCAAACCUAGAUGUAUCUAGCUCUGAGCUCCAAGUGGUUCCUCCCGGCCGGGGUGCCCUGGGCCCCCCUACUGUGCUGGGGCUGCCGGCGGGCACAAGCGUGACCAGCUGCAUGCAUCUCCAGCAGGCAUGGAUUGUGGAUGUUGUAUGAUCUCUCCUCCUUUAUUAAAUAAGCUCAUGUAGACAAUUUCUAGAGUUUGAUUCCUUACAGUACUAGAGCCGUAUAGGGAAUGCACUGAUUGCAUGUUAAUUGUGGCAGGAAUAUCCUCAGUGUUUCUUUCAGUCUACAUCAUAGAAAGGAGUCUGCUUAGGGCCUUCAGUGGGUCAACAUGACAAAAUUAACAUUCAUCGUUAACAUCGAGAAUCUCCUAGGAGCCUCGUGGCUGAUUUUUCUGUGUGGUUUGACUUUCAAAGGUUAAAGAUGCACUCGACCUUUUUUCUUUUUUUUUUUUCCAGUUUCUCACCCCCCGCCCCCCCAAAAAAAUCUCUACUGGUAGCAAAUAGCAUAUUUUGAAAUGGAGUUCUACAUUUUCCCUAACAUCUACAUUGGGAGUUAAGGUUUCUUGUAAUAUUAAUUUAUCAGCACCCAUCUCUGAAACUUACUUUGUAUUGAUUUCCAUUCAUCCUGUUGUACAGUUUUUGUUUUGUUUUUCUUCUGAUUCUUACUGUUUUGAACUCAGUGUUGGGGGGAGGGAAGGUAGUGCAUUUUUAAUUGACAUUUGUAUGCUUUUAAAACAAUUCUUCUUGAUAAUGUCCUUUUUAUUUGAUCUCAAGUUGUAUAAACUAAUAAAUUUGUGUUAACUGUCCCUGCAGUAGUAAUCUCACACACAGUGACUCCAGGUUAUAUGCAUAGUUAGGAAAGCUGUUUUCUUAGUUACCCAGUUCCAGAGCUUUUACUUUUGUGCAGGUAAAAACAGAAGUAGGCGACAUACAGUCUGUGCCAUGUUGAUGUACAGUUUCUGAAAUUGUUUUACAAGACUUUGAUAAUAAAACCCUGAAACUUAAGCUCAUGUUCCUGUAAAACUGUACUUGUAUUCAUUUACACUUCUGAAUGUAUGAAAUUUACCUCAUUUAUCUAAGGAAUUUGAUUUUUCUCUCCAUGUACGUAAGCAAGGUACCAGAUGACCAAGUUCAUCUCUGUCAAGAUUUAGAGUAGGACAUCGUAAAACUCAAAUUGCUUUUACAUGAGAUUUUUCCUCCAUUUUCUUGUCAUUUUUUCCUCAUGGGAGGUGGGAGGGCAUUGAAACAAAGGUGAGCUUUAAUGGACUGUAGUGUUUUUCCAUUAAGGAACAGCCCCACCCAUGUCCAGUACAUUUUAUAUUUUCAAUGAAAUCUAAAAAACACAUGCCUUUUCUGGAAUGUUAUUAAAUGAUUAGUGUCAAGGGUGUGUUAUCUAGUGUACAAUUCUUCAGUGGCAUAUUUAUUGAGUGGUUCCAUGCAUAUUGUUUGUUCAGGUGGGUGGCAGGGAAAUGAGAGAAAAGACUUGGUGCUUUUAGAUUUUUAACCAAGUCAAAAUCUAAAAAUCGUUUUUAACUGCCUUUUUAUCACAGGCAUUUUACAGUUUGCCAUAUAUGAAAGCAGCAUCAUUUUUAGAGUUUAUAGAAUGUAACUUUUUUUUAAAAAAAAAAAGAAUUUUGCCUAUACAAUAUAUAAAGUUAGUGAGUUGGUAAAUGAAGGUCCUAAGUAAUGACUGCUUUUGAAAAUAAAUAAAACUGUUAAAUGUGUGA